Lineus longissimus is the source of this 1227-nucleotide messenger RNA. RefSeq lists its product as uncharacterized. Gene Ontology annotation, biological process: cytoplasmic microtubule organization. The record is from RefSeq and is a predicted model, not a curated record. Bases 112 to 840 code for a protein of 242 amino acids. Lineage: Eukaryota; Metazoa; Nemertea; Pilidiophora; Heteronemertea; Lineidae. The transcript has 6 exons. Gene Ontology annotation, cellular component: cytoplasm; nucleus; microtubule plus-end. Gene Ontology annotation, molecular function: microtubule plus-end binding.
CCAAACAACAUGGUGGUCAGUGGACCAAAAUAAUAUAUUUUUCUCAAAAAAUCAUCAAAAUCUAACGUUAUUUGUGAACGGAUUUUUCUAAAAGCAGGUGAAACGAUCGACAUGGUUCUUUUCAACAAUAUUGUUGUUGGUCAGCGAGUUGAGGUGAAGUACGAAGGGAAGAUAUGUAAAGGAACAGUUCGCUACAAAGGAGGCGUUGGUAAUCAACCUGGGGAAUGGGUUGGAGUUGAACUUGACUCUCCAGUUGGUAAUCACAAUGGCUUGUACCAUGGUCGGCGCUACUUCCAGUGUCCAGAUAAACAUGGUAUCUUCGCUGAUGCAAUUAAUAUCAGGUUCAUGAUGCUGAAAAGAUGUGUAUUUAACAGAUACAAGUCAGUCGAGCGAGAUGCCAGCCGUCAUUGUGAAGAAAAAUUAUUCACCAACACAUGUAUCCCAGGAUCAAGUGAGUGCGAAAAUCCAGCGUUUUACAAGAAGCAAAAGGCAGGCGGUUUUCUCAAUACCAGGGAGCGCCAAAGACCUAAAACUGCAGAUUUCCGCCUGUCUCACUCCGUAAGCAAUACAAUGGCACCUGCCACAAGAUUUCAGCCGCAGUCUGCUCGUCUGCCGUACAAAUGGGAUGCAGAUCUGUCGCGGUCCAGCUCCUUUCGGCAGGAUGGAGAAGACGAUGUCUGGAUCAGCACGCCAACGGUUCCAAAGACGCACAUGCCGCAUUCUGUUCAGUCGUAUUUAACUCGCAAGGGUUGGGGAGACCAUAAACUGAUUAGAGAAAGUACGGUCGCAACUUUUAGAGACAAUUUCCGGAGGAAAUAUUCAAAUUCUAUUUCCUUCUGAGUUUGAAAACAGCCACAAGAGACAAAGCAAUAGUGAUAUCUCAUUCAGCAGUGGAGGAUAUCCUUCAGGCAAAGGCGGUACUUGAAAUAUAGCUGCUUUUGUCAACAAAGGCUACUAGAUUUUUCUAUCAAACGGGCAACCAAUUGUUGCCGUCAGUUUGCCGUUUAGCUACAAGAACACCUUGAAUAUCGAUGUACUGCUGUUCACGUUUGUAUAAGACUUUGACUGUGACAGACACUCGUGCACUGGCCUCCUAAAAGAGGAGUGUUGGUACACAGUAGUUUCAGUAGGAUGUGUGUGUCUAUAACGAAUGUAUGUAGGAACAAUGCAAUUCAUCAUGACAUUCUUUUCUGUGAUAAAUAUGAAUAAAUUAUCAUUCUACAUGUA